Rotaria sp. Silwood2 is the source of this 333-nucleotide messenger RNA. Lineage: Eukaryota; Metazoa; Rotifera; Eurotatoria; Philodinida; Philodinidae. The record is from the annotation of a GenBank genome assembly.
AUGAAUAUUACAAUAAUAGUUGCUGGUGAAUCAGACAUAAAUGGACCAAGCUCUGACAAACUCAAUCAACCACAAGGUAUAUUUGUUGAUAAAACUACUAAUGCAUUGUAUGUAGCCGAUUUAUUAAUUAAAUCAUCACAUGCAAAAAUGACGAACAAAUGCAUUAUAAGACCAUAUGGUUUACGUGUUGAUGAAGAAACAAAAAUAGUCUAUGUAGUUGAUUUAAUGAUCAAUAGAAUUCAACGUUGGAAAUAUGGUGAAACUGACGGUGAUACUACCACUGGUGAUAAUGGUAUGUUUAUUAUCAUUUCAUUUAUAUUUUCUUAUCAAUGA